GGAAACAAGAAUCCCACAAAUCAAGUUCCGUUUACUGAUUUUCUCAACCCACUUCACACCAUCCUCCCUUCCCUCUUUAUCUUCAAAACAAGCUCUAAAACAGAGCAACAUCUUAGAGAGAGAAAACUCACAAAACCCAACAAUGGCGGAAACUCAACAUUUCUCUUCUUCAUCCUUCUCAAACUUCUCUUCUUACUUCAAAGCCUUGAGUCAAACUCCUAAACGAUUAGCCAAACGAGCGAUCUCUGUUUCCACUCCUUUUGAGGAGAUUAAUCAAGUUAGGGCUCGUUCUGGUUCCGACAUGCGUAAAUCUCUCCGUUGGUACGAUCUCAUAAGUCUUGGCGUCGGCGGUAUGGUUGGCGCUGGAAUCUUCGUUACCGCUGGUAAAGCCUCUCAUGAUUACGCUGGUCCCGCCGUCGUUCUCUCCUACGUCAUUGCUGGUAUUUGCGCGCUACUUUCUGCUUUUUGCUACACUGAGUUCGCUGUUGAUAUCCCUCUAGCUGGCGGCGCCUUCACGUACCUCCGAGUCACCUUCGGGGAAUUUGCUGCAUUUUUAACGGGAGCAAAUUUGGUGUUAGAUUACGUUCUAUCAAAUGCAGCAGUUGCUAGAAGUUUCACCGCUUAUUUUGGAACUGCAAUCGGAAUAUCCACAACAAAAUGGCGAUUUUCAGUCUCUUUCCUCCCAAAAGGUUUCAAUCAAAUCGACGUCAUUGCUGUCCUCGUCAUACUCAUCAUUACUUUCAUUAUCUGUUACAGCACAAGAGAGAGUUCGGCGGUAAACAUGCUCCUCACGGCUGCGCAUUUGAUGUUCAUUGGAUUCAUAAUUGCUAUGGGAUUUAGUAAAGGAGAUGUGAAGAAUUUUACGACUCCCCAGAAUCCGAAUAAUGCGGGUGGGUUUUUACCCAACGGGUUCACCGGAGUGUUUAACGGAGCGGCUCUGGUUUACUUAAGUUACAUUGGGUAUGACGCUGUUUCAACCAUGGCUGAAGAGGUUCAUAACCCUAUUAAAGAUAUUCCUAUUGGUGUUUCUGGUUCCGUUGUUGUCGUCACUAUCCUCUACUGCUUGAUGUCUACUUCCAUGUCCAUGCUCCUUCCAUACGACGCAAUAGACCCAGAAGCAGCAUUUACAGGAGCAUUCAAUGGAGAAAAAGGAUGGGAAUGGGUGUCGAAUGUGAUAGGAGGUGGGGCCAGCUUUGGGAUAUUGACAUCACUAAUGGUGGCGAUGUUGGGUCAAGCUCGUUACAUGUGUGUCAUCGGACGGUCAAAUGUUGUUCCAGCUUGGUUUGCUCGGAUCCACCCUAAGACAUCUACGCCCGUCAACGCUUCCGCUUUUCUCGGAGUUGUGACAGCAGCCAUUGCUCUGUUCACUGAUCUUGAAAUCCUCCUCAACUUAGUAUCAAUUGGUACACUUUUCGUAUUCUACAUGGUCGCGAAUGCUGUAGUUUAUCGACGAUAUGUAUCCAUCGGAACAUCUAAUCCAUGGCCAACAUUGUCGUUCCUCUGCUCAUUCUCCGUCACAUCUAUAAUGUUUACACUAAUCUGGCAUCUACUACCACCUAGUAAACUUAAAGACAUCAUGCUUGGGCUAUUCGCCAUCAUUGCCAUUGCUCUAUUGUACCUAUUCCAGUAUCUCGUCCCUCAGGCACGCAAACCUGAGUUUUGGGGUGUUCCAUUUAUGCCGUGGCUACCAUCUAUGUCCAUAUUCCUUAACAUUUUCUUGUUAGCUUCUCUUGAUGGACCGUCCUAUGUGCGCUUUGGAUUUUUUUCUCUUCUUGCUAUUGCUCUAUAUGUAUUCUAUAGUGUCCAUGCUAGUUUCGAUGCAGAAUCAAAUGGGACAUUUAGCUCAAAGAAUGAGAUGAAAGCUCCCGUAUAGCACCUCUUAAGAGUCUACAAGUUUAUCCUACAUUCCUUGUAUAAAGCUCUAGUUAAAGUCAGACACAUGUGGGAAUUUUUGCUAUAAUAUCUUAUGUAAAGAAUGAUCUUGGGAAAAUUAGUAUUGCUAGAUCCAUGAUCCUAAUUUAUAAAAUUUUGCUACUUCUAUU
Molecule: messenger RNA, 2042 nt
Organism: Amaranthus tricolor (Joseph's coat)
Lineage: Eukaryota; Viridiplantae; Streptophyta; Magnoliopsida; Caryophyllales; Amaranthaceae
Product: cationic amino acid transporter 6, chloroplastic
Exons: 5
Coding region: 143-1873 (576 amino acids)
Biological process (GO): amino acid transport; transmembrane transport
Cellular component (GO): plasma membrane
Molecular function (GO): amino acid transmembrane transporter activity
Source: RefSeq, a predicted model, not a curated record